AUGUUCGACAAGGCUGACGGCAUGGCACCCUUGACCAUCAAUACUCGAACAAAUGCAAACGGCAACCACACCGUCUUCGCUGCGGCGACCUUCCACUACACUGAAGAGCCCGCGCGUACCACUACAAGCCAGACCCUUACUCAGCAAUCACCCACUCCAGGGUCGGCGAUGAGGAGUCGCGCGCCGUCUGUUGGGAUGAACGGCCAAGUCCUACCUCCCACCGCCUUGUACGUUCGAGCACUCUACAAUUAUGAAUCGGAUGAUAGGACAAGCCUCAGCUUUCGGCAGGGGGACACCAUACAAGUCAUUACACAGUUGACGAGUGGCUGGUGGGACGGCGUCAUCAAAGGGGUCCGCGGAUGGUUCCCUAGCAACUACUGUGUGGUGGUCACCGGUCCAGAGGAGGCUACAGCAGGAGAUGCACCACAACUGAUGAACGGAGGCGAUGUGGUUAGCGAGUCUGGUACAGAUGAGGAGUAUGAGGACUUUGAUGAUCGGUACGAAACGAGGCAUGCACCCAGGAAUGACGGCUCAAAACAGUCGAUCGAUGGUGCGGACAAGGAGCAAGAAGAGGCUGCUUUCUGGAUUCCACAAGCCACUCCAGAUGGGCGAUUAUACUAUUUCAAUACGCUCACCGGCAUUUCGACAAUGGAACUCCCGCUAGAGACACCCACCUCGGCCAACGAGACUGGCCCAAGAGAUCGGAUGAACAUCCACGUGCCUGAUCAGACUAGACCUCCUCCUGAGAUGAUGGCGCGCGGCUUGGAAUGCGAUGAAGGUGAAUCUGAAACUGGCGAUUCGGCAUCCGAACUUGACGAGUCCUCCAUGCGCUCGCGGCCAAGGCGGCGGCGUUCUUACAUCUCUGAUGGCAUAUCUCCAGCUGUAUCUACAGAGUCUUUCGAUACCUCGCCAAUGGCGCACAAUCGGAGUUUUGAGACGACGAAUCUGGCCUUGAGCGGAACACAGCAGUCUUCAGGAGGAACUGGUACGACCACAACGUCUUUCACCAGCAAUCCGUUGGGCCAGGUAUCUGCAGCUGCAGCUGUAUCACGGUCGUUCUUCGACGACGGCAGCUCCGCACCUCAGACCUGGACUAGGCUCGUGGAAAACAUCCGCAAAGCUAUCGAAUCUUAUAGACAAGCAAUCAAUAAUGCUGACCGAUCAGAAUUCGUUCGAAAAGCCGAGGACAUAUCUGAUCAUCUUCGAACGCUGCUCGCUGCUGCUUCAGGCACCACUGACAAUCAUUCGGGCAACCCUUCAAUUAUCUCUACGAACAAGGCGCUGUACCCACACUUCCGUGACAUGAUGUCUCACUUCUCAAAGUUGGUCUUAUCUUCGCAUAUUGCUUCGGCAGACUGGCCGACACAGGACGCGUACACCAAAUGUCUUCAAGAGGCGGAAGAAGUUAUGUUGGGAGUGGAAAACUACGUGGAGGUCGCGCGAUCGCAGCGAGGUGAAGAUAUUCCACGACUGGUACCAGGUUUUUUCUUAGGUAGCAAUAAUGGUGGAAGCUGGCAGAACAACGGUCUGGGAAUCAAGGAUCCUUUGUUGGCUACCUCAUUCAUGGACCAAGACGAGUAUGAGCCGUAUGUUGAACCUAUCGUAACCUUGGAUGGCACGCUGUUGGAGAAGAUGGAUGAGCUGAAGCGAAUAAUCGUUGCCAAUAUUCGCCGCCUUGAAGAUCAGCUUUUCGUAAGGGAGAAGCUCAUCACACCUUUCCGACAUAGACAGAUUGGGACAGCGGUUUGUCAGGCCGCGGGAAAGGUCAUCGAGUUCUUUCGACCCUGGCUCUCCGCCGUUGAGUCAAUCAACCUGUCUCCUUUGGGCACUGCGUUUCAAAACCCACAGCUCAUCGAUUUCACGGCUCAAAAACAAAAGCUGUAUGAUCUCGUCAUGCAAUUAUUGCUCGCUUGCCAAGCAGUGGCGGCGCCAUUGGGGGAUGAGUGGGCCGAAUGCCGGGGCGAUCCGUUGGAAGAACGCCUCAAUGAGGUUCGCGUGACCAUACGGCAAUUAGAGAAUUGCACCUCUCAAGUCGGGUUCUCCUUGCAAUUACUGCUUGACUCGAUGCCACAAGGAUCAAGCACACACCAGGAACUGAGAGACACACAGCUCUCCCGCCCUCACCGAACCACAGAUGGCGGGGCGCCCUAUGAAGCUUCCACAUAUCCAAAUCACUCCAGACUGUUGCGACCUACAAUAUCAGAGAUGAACUUCCCAGUCUCUUAUUCGGAGGGGGUGGAUCCAGCCGCAGAGAACUACCGCAAGCAGGACAACAAUUCGAAGGUCAAGAAAUUCUUUGGCGAAGUACCUCGAGACAUUGAGGAAGAGCCGUCGUUCCUGAAACUUGACUACGAAGGAGAAAUCUCAUACGAUACCAAGGUCAAUCCACCACAACUGCGCGGCGGUACCUUGAUCGCCUUGGUGGAACAAUUGACCCGGCAUGACCGACUAGAUUCGCAUUUCAACAACACCUUCCUCCUUACCUACCGAUCCUUCACUACGGCCUCCGAGCUUUUCGAGAUGCUGGUCAAGCGUUUUAGCAUCCAGCCACCGCCAGGAAUCUCGCAAGGGGAAUACAAUACAUGGGUCGAGAAGAAACAGAAGCCAAUACGGUUCCGAGUGGUCAACAUUCUCAAAAGUUGGUUUGACAGCUAUUGGAUGGAAAACAAUGAUGAGGCCAGUAAUGAGCUUCUUCGAAGAGUCUACUCGUUUGCGAAAGACUCAAUUGCAACAAGCAACACACCAGGGUCUGGGCCUUUGAUGACUUCGGUGGAGCGAAGGAUAAAGGGACAUGAUCCUACGAAAGGCCUUGUCCCAACUCAAAGCAACUCGAUGCCCACGCCAAUCAUGCCGAAAAAUAUGAAGAAGCUCAAAUUUCUGGACAUUGAUCCCACUGAGUUUGCGAGACAAUUAACAAUCAUCGAGUCAAGGUUAUAUGGUAAAAUCAAACCAACGGAAUGCCUGAACAAGACCUGGCAAAGGAAGCUCGGCCCUGACGAUCCUGAGCCAGCAGCCAAUGUCAAAGCUUUGAUAUUGCACUCAAAUCAACUUACAAAUUGGGUUGCGGAGAUGAUACUGAACCAGUCAGAUGUGAAGAAAAGGGUAGUUGUGAUCAAGCAUUUCGUAUCCGUAGCAGACAAAUGCCGCGCGAUGAACAACUUUUCGACUUUGACGUCUAUCAUCUCGGCCCUUAGUACGGCUCCUAUAGGUCGUCUCACUCGGACCUGGGCACAGGUCAAUGCUCGAACGAUGACGGUCUUGGAACAAAUGAGAAAGUUGAUGCACAGUACCAAGAACUUUGGGGAGUACAGAGAAGCGCUGCAUCUGGCGAAUCCUCCUUGCAUCCCUUUUUUUGGCGUCUAUCUCACCGACCUAACAUUUAUUGAAGACGGCAUACCCUCUGUAAUCAAACGUACAGACCUCAUCAACUUUGCUAAACGGGCCAAAACUGCCGACGUCAUUCGAGAUAUCCAGCAAUAUCAAAACGUUCCUUACGUUCUCAAAUCUGUGCCCGACCUGCAGGAUUACAUAUUGAGCAACAUGCAAGCGGCUGGCGAUGUGCAUGAGAUGUACGACAAGAGUCUCCAGGUUGAACCAAGGGAAAGGGAGGAUGAGAAAAUCACAAGACUCCUUUCGGAAUCCGGGUUUUUGUGA
Messenger RNA from Letharia columbiana, 3654 nucleotides. RefSeq lists its product as uncharacterized. Gene Ontology annotation, biological process: positive regulation of GTPase activity; Ras protein signal transduction. The record is from RefSeq and is a predicted model, not a curated record. Gene Ontology annotation, cellular component: plasma membrane. Gene Ontology annotation, molecular function: guanyl-nucleotide exchange factor activity; protein binding. The transcript has 4 exons. NCBI's taxonomy places the organism in Eukaryota, Fungi, Ascomycota, Lecanoromycetes, Lecanorales, Parmeliaceae. The coding region runs from base 1 to 3654 and encodes 1217 amino acids.